Molecule: messenger RNA, 4041 nt
Organism: Pezoporus flaviventris
Lineage: Eukaryota; Metazoa; Chordata; Aves; Psittaciformes; Psittacidae
Gene: SLC13A4
Product: solute carrier family 13 member 4
Exons: 16
Coding region: 764-2665 (633 amino acids)
Biological process (GO): monoatomic anion transmembrane transport
Cellular component (GO): membrane
Molecular function (GO): transmembrane transporter activity
Source: RefSeq, a predicted model, not a curated record
CAGUCCUCAUUGGUGAGUUAGAGAUGAAUGAAGCUUUUUAACAAGUUUUUGUCUUGCGACCAAGUAUAAUCUGUAUUGGAAUUGCUACGCUGUGAAUUCUAAGCUCAAGGCAAAAGUAGGGUAAAGGUAGAUGCAAAGUAGAAGCCAAAACUAUAGCAAAGAGACAAAACCUGGAGAAGUUGCAGAUGGUUUAAUUUUUAUUUUUUUAUUUUUAAGAAAGAAUACUUGUAUAUUUGGGUCUGUGCAAUAAAUUGUAGGUUUUGUUAAUUUUCUAGAAGAAGAGAAACCUGUUAUUUCAGACAUUCAGACUACCAAACAGGAGGAAAAGCAGCCCAAAACAUAUCUUCCCUGGUUUAUGAAAACAGGAAUUACACUGCUAGAUGAUGGAAGAAAAAAACUUUCCAAAACAUGGGGAUAAGGAUUCAACACAGCUAUACCCUUCAUUUUGAAUUAAAAAGAAAAAUUGUCAGAAGAUCACUAUGCUCCAACUUGCAAGCCUCUGCAUGUUAUGGUGUGAAAAUAAUUUGGAUCUGCUGGUGAGCCCUACAUAAACUGAAUGUCUUUUUAAUUGAAAAAUCUUUUCAAAACAACAAGUUUAAGAAAAAUAUUUUAGGUGAUUGGGUGGGGAUAGGAAAUGAGGCAGUGAGACACCAUUCAGGGUAAUCCAGGCACAGGUGAAGGAAAACGUGGAGUGGAAGUUGGAGUAUCUGAGGAAUCAGAGAAGAAACCCAAGGACAAGAAAGCCACCAGACAGUAAAAGAAUAUGGCAAUGAUGAAGGAGAUUCUCCGAUCCAGAAAUCUCUUGCUUGUUGUUCUCAUUCCACUUCUGCUGCUUCCUCUGCCACUCUUACACCCCAGUAGCGAAGCUUCAUGUGCCUAUGUGCUGAUCGUGACAGCUGUAUACUGGGUUUCUGAAGCGGUACCUCUUGGUGCAGCAGCCUUAGUUCCUGCUUUCCUAUACCCACUUUUUGGAGUCAUGAAGUCCAGUGAGGUGGCUGCUGAAUAUUUCAAAAACACAACUUUGCUCCUCAUGGGCGUGAUUUGUGUGGCAGCUUCUGUAGAAAAGUGGAAUCUUCACAAGAGAGUUGCCCUGCGCAUGGUCAUGAUGGCUGGAGCAAAGCCAGGCAUGUUGCUUCUUUGCUUCAUGUGUUGCACCACAGUGCUCUCCAUGUGGCUUUCCAACACAUCCACCACAGCCAUGGUGAUGCCAAUUGUGGAGGCAGUUCUCCAGGAGCUAGUGAAUGCUGAGGAGGAGCACGAGGUCAUCAGUACUGCAGGCAGCACCAUUACUGAAGAAAACAAGCCAAUAGAUCUCAGCGAAAAGCACGGCCGACCUUCACUGGAGCUUAUCUUCAUCAAUGAAGAUGCUACCACUACUGACUUCAACUCCUUGAUGCACUCAAAGAAUAUGAAUGGUGUGCACAUGGUAAACAACCCUAUUGGAACGAUGAAUUCUAAGAACAAUGGGCAGCACCUACCUCAGGCUCAGAUACUGGUCCUGCCUCCGAAGCCCUCAGAACUGGGCCUGACCACCAAGUACCGGUACCAGACCAGACAUGACCACAUGGUCUGUAAAUGCCUCUCACUGAGUAUCUCGUACGCAGCAACCAUUGGAGGACUGACAACCAUCAUAGGGACCUCAACUAGUCUCAUAUUCUUAGAGCACUUCAACAAUCGCUACCCAAAGGCUGAAGUGGUGAAUUUUGGAACCUGGUUUUUGUUCAGUUUCCCCGUCUCCCUCAUCAUGUUGGUCCUGACUUGGUUCUGGAUGCAUUGGCUGUUCUUGGGUUGCAAUUUUAAAGAGACCUGUUCUGUGAGCAAGAAGAAGAAAACCAAACGGGAAGAAAUGUCAGAGAGAAGAAUUCAAGAAGAAUAUAAGAAACUGGGAAAUGUUAGCUAUCCUGAGAUGGUGACUGGAUUUUUCUUCAUUCUGAUGACCUUGCUUUGGUUUACCCGUGAGCCUGGCUUUGUACCAGGAUGGUCAUCUUUUUUUGAGAAGAAAGGUUACAGAACUGAUGCCACUGUCUCUGUAUUUCUUGGUUUUCUCCUUUUCCUGAUUCCAGCAAAAAAGCCUUGUUUUGGAAAACAGGAAAAAGGAGAUGGUGAAAAGUCAACAGACAUUAACACACUGGAUCCUAUUAUCACCUGGAAGGACUUCCAGAAGACCAUGCCCUGGGAGAUUGUAGUGUUGGUUGGAGGAGGUUAUGCCUUAGCAGCUGGAUGCAAGACCUCUGGCCUCUCUACAUGGAUUGGAAGCCAAAUGCUUUCCCUCAGCAGCCUUCCGUACUGGGCUGUAACUCUGCUGGCCUGCAUUUUGGUGUCACUAGUAACAGAGUUUGUCAGCAAUCCAGCAACUAUAACCAUCUUUCUACCUAUUUUAUGCACCAUGUCAGAAACCCUACUUAUCAACCCUUUGUACACCCUGAUUCCUGUCACCAUGUGUAUCUCAUUUGCGAUGAUGCUACCAGUGGGUAAUCCUCCAAAUGCCAUUGUCUUCAGUUAUGGGCACUGUCAGAUUAAGGAUAUGGUGAAAGCUGGCCUGGGUGUAAAUCUGAUUGGCCUAGCUGUGGUCAUGGUGGCAAUCAACACUUGGGGAAUUAGACUCUUCCAGCUGAAUACUUUUCCAGAAUGGGCAGUGGUCAGCAACAUCACUAACCAAACAUAAUCUCCAAAGGAAAAAAAAAAAAAAUAAAAAAUUGCAAGACCAAAGUGAGUUGGGACAAACUAUUAAACCUACAAUGCACAUAUGAAGAAAAGAGAACUUCUGGAUACACAAAACUAGGAUCCAUAGGAAAACCAUGAAGAAAAUCCACAGGGAGAUCUUCUGCAUAAGCUUUUCAGGUCUGAAAAUCCGUAUGAGUUAAAAGGAAAGAUUAGCUUUGCUCUGUUAUUGCUUUCCUUAUGAUACAUAACUGAAAAAAAAGUCUCCUCCAAGUUGUCUGCCUAUGGCUUUUUCAUGCCUGAGAGCAAUUAUGUAGGACUUGUAAAACAGGGGAUAGAGGACUCCAGUGACAGAAGACACUGUACUCAGUAGUAGGGUAUAAUCCUACCAUUAAUUCCUUUAAUUCUUUAUUAAUCCUACCAUUAAUAAAGAGAAUGGAGAGUCUUAUUCCCAAACCAAAGUUCUAUAAGUCUACUUCUUUUAAAGGCUAAUUAUUAUUCUUCUUUUGAGGUGACUCAUCGCCACAUUGGAAAAUAUCCAACACUUUCUCACCUCACCCAUAUGGUCUGGACAGAAACACAGCUACCAACUCUCAGCUACAGCACUUCAAAGGGAUAAUAGAAGACACUAAUCAGAUAGGAAGUCGUCUCCUCGGAAGGAGAAUCUUUUUUUCCCACAGCACUAUUAUAGUUUCCAAUAUUGCAGUACUUGCAAUCUAUGAUUUGGAACGAAGAGCUUCAGAAACAGAAAGUUUUGUUCAAUACCUACUUUCUUUGCCAUUGUACUGCAGCUUGAACAGGGGAAGCUGUGACCAGUAAAACCUUACCAGGCCAAUAGACCCAUUGCUCUCCUCUGUCUUUGGCUGCUGUUUAGAUAGUUAUGAUUCCUCUGACAGAGAUAGUACAAUGACAUCCAAGAUGGCACUCAGUGCUGCUCCAUGAAGGGAGAGGGCUGAAGUGGAGUGGUGCUGGUGUAUCUCCUCAUCCUGUGCAUUCACUUGAACAUCACACCCACCUGCUCUCUAGCAGCCCAGAGAACAGGCACUUCAAAUGUAGGAAACUGUGACAUAAGGCAGAUAACUACCAAAUCAAAAGGCUAAACUUUUUAUCAUCUGCAAAGUGAAUGCCCUGCUUUUCUGAUUGGAUCCUUGCAAUACUCAGUAAACCUUUUCUUGUAUUAUGUCUUGUUUUUAAUAAUUUGUUUAAUGUCAAUACAUUGAAGCUGUAUAUUAGGAUGAUUGGAUCUCAUGUAAUCACACUAUACAUAUACUUUAAUGAAUUUUUAUGCUUUCCACUUACAAUCUAGGCUCUCUAGCUCUUAGUGUGAAUGUCUAUUCUGCAAAAAUAAAAUGUCAAUAAAAUGAACUAUUCAUGACUGCA